Lecanosticta acicola is the source of this 792-nucleotide messenger RNA. The record is from the annotation of a GenBank genome assembly. NCBI's taxonomy places the organism in Eukaryota, Fungi, Ascomycota, Dothideomycetes, Mycosphaerellales, Mycosphaerellaceae.
AUGGCGUCCAAACCUUCAGACUUGACUGUACGCCCUCACUCCCAGUCCUCCUUCCACCCUCCGCCGUCGCGCUCGAGCACUCGUCUGCAGCCGGUACGCUGUCAGUCAUACUGCUGCUCACCGCUGCGGCCGCCGCUCCCGCGCAGCGCUGCCUCCGAUGUUUCCCAUUCGUCUUCUUACAGCGACAAAUCCCUUCAUAGCACCGGUACUGAUGGAGUCUCUUCUGAACAGAGCGACGAAGGUCAGCCUGCGGUGGACUUUGGCGAUCUCGUCGAUAGCGGCACCUUUGAGCAGGUACCCUUCCUCCGAAAAUUCACUCUGAUUUCUGCAAGAAUCGCUGACCGUGCAACAGAUUCUCGAGAUGGACGACGACGAAGAGGAGCGCGAAUUCAGCAAGAGCAUCGUCUACGAUUUCUUUAAUCAAGCCGAGAGCACAUUCGAGAAGAUGCACGAGAAUCUGUAAUCAUUCCCUCCCUCUGAACGCUGGUAUCUGGGAGUCAUUCCUAUAUGCUAAUGUCUGCCUCCAGUGAAAAGAAGGAUCUGGCACAGCUCUCUGCCUUGGGCCAUUUCCUGAAAGGCUCAUCCGCGACGCUGGGACUUACAAAGGUGAAGGACUCCUGCGAGAAGCUCCAGCAUUUCGGGGCCAUGAAGGACGAGACGGGCACUCACGACGAACCUGACAAGGAAAAGUGCAUCGCCAACUGCAAGAAGACGAUUGAACAGGCGCAGAAGGAGUUCAAGGAGGUGGAGAAGCUCCUGAGGAAAUUUUACCAUGACGAGGGCUCCGGUUAG